Messenger RNA from Phycodurus eques (leafy seadragon), 1949 nucleotides. Its product is annotated as regulator of G-protein signaling 9-like. Lineage: Eukaryota; Metazoa; Chordata; Actinopteri; Syngnathiformes; Syngnathidae. The annotation marks the transcript as partial. The record is from RefSeq and is a predicted model, not a curated record. The transcript is spliced from 2 exons.
UUGAGAAAAUCACCUAGCCCUUAUCGUUCCCAUUUAAAUGGCAACAUAUGUAAUCUCUUGAACCUUCCUGUCUCUUUGAUCCCACAGCUAUGCCGCUUCACCACCCCGGUGCCCCACCUGGCCGUGUACUCCGGCCUCACCGAUUCCCCCUUCCCCAACGCCUCGCCCUCCCUCGCCAUCCUUGCCCCGUGCCCGUCGCCAGUCAGCGUAGCCCCGGACAGCACCUCCGGCUCUGAGCGGCGGGCGGAAACCGGUGUAGAGGCGGAGCGGGGCGGCGAGACGGUCCAAGUCCCCGGCCAGACGUGCAAGUCGCGGGUGGCGCUCUCCCUUCGGCGGUUGCUGACGCGAGGCUGCGGCGUGGGCGGCGGCCCCUCCGCCGUCUUCGCCAGCCUGUCGCCCAAGUGCCACGCUGCUGCCGGGGCCAGCGGGCGCAUCCAGCCAAUCAGUCCGGACGCCUCCAGCCAGGCCCCGCCCAGGAAGCGUGGCAACUUUUUUCAGAUCAAGGUGGACAUCCCUCCGGAAUGUCGGAUCUACCCCAUCGAGUCUGAGGACGAGGAAGAGGACACUCGAGCCGCCUCCCAGGGAUCUUUGGGGGCCAAGGAGAUCAUCUGCCCUUGGGAGAGCCUCACCCCUCACAAUGGGACUGGCUAAAAACAAAAACAAAAACAAAAGGUACUGAAGGUUUUUUUCCUGAGCUUUCUUCACAGCAUUCCACCUUAAAUAUGAUCAAAUGUGCCCUCUAAUGUCUGCUGUUUGAAUGUCUGAAAAAUGGUAGCGUUCCCGUUCCAACCUAAUUCUGAGUAGCCCCAGUGCAGCCUUAUUGAUUAGUAUACGCCUUAUUUAGUUUUUGCCUUACACCGACUAAUAAUGUCAGUAAACAAAAAAAAAAGAAAAGGGGAAAAUACAAUUAUAAAAUGCCAAAGACAACGUUUGGACUGAGCCCUUUGCUUUUAACUUUAGCCUUCAUGUUUUUAAAAUAUACCCUGUCCAAUGAAAAACAUUUCUAUUUUGUGAGUUUUUACUUUUUGUAACUAAGAUGAUUAAAUAAAAUGAAUACAAAAAUUAAAGUAAUUUUUGUGAGGGGUUUGGAUAAUAACUAAGAAAAUGUGGAGGUACAGGGUUCCACUGCCAUAUUGUGCUUUAUUGUUCAGGCCCCCCUAUAUAUUGCCAAUUUUUAAGCGAUGGUUUUUGUUUUUUUAAAUGGGAUUUUACAGUAUACUUACUUACUGUAAUGCCCUCGCAUGUGGGAAAGGACAGCCACAGUCACUGAUGUGCUUUUCAGUCAGUGAGAGCAAUAAAACAUAAGCACACUCGUGCAGAAGCUGCUGUCGUCCACAGCUCUCCCCAGACGUUCACACGCAGACUUGCGGACGUCGUAGGCCAACAGGCCCCGCUUCUUAAAGGCACGUGCAUGUAUCUAAUUAUAGACAUCUCAAUAUGUACAGUAUUUUCCUUACAGUUAGUUUUUUUGUGUUUAGAUACAUUUAGGAUAUGUUUAGGAAGUGUUUCAUUGAAAUUUCAAUGUUCUUAAAGUAUGUGGGAGGGGUAAAACUAUUACAGUUUUUUUUAUAUGGCCUCCCAAUAUUGCAGAUUUUCACCUAUUGUGGGUGGGUCUGGAACAUAUCCACCGCAAUAAAUGGACGUUCACUGUACACGUUUUUCAAUGGACGUAGUCUAUACAUGCAGCAUUGAGACGGUUUCUUGUGUAUGUCGUGAAGUAAUUUUAGCAAAACCUAGUUUUGUAUGCGAUGCUGUUUUUGUACCGUAGCGACGUUUCGGUGCUUGGCGUGAGCGACGCUUAUCAUAACAUGUUUACAGAUUGAAGAAUGUGAAAUUUGAUUUAAAUGGCGUGGUGUUGGACGGGUAUAUUCUGCAGCUUGUGUCAAGUGCCUCAAUGAUGAGUACAUAAAUAAAUAAAUAACUUGUGUCUUAAGGUGAGCUGUAUUGAU